Messenger RNA from Emericellopsis atlantica, 1395 nucleotides. RefSeq lists its product as uncharacterized. Lineage: Eukaryota; Fungi; Ascomycota; Sordariomycetes; Hypocreales; Bionectriaceae. The transcript has a single exon. The annotation marks the transcript as partial. The record is from RefSeq and is a predicted model, not a curated record.
AUGCACGACGAGUCUGACGAAACGUGCAUGUUCUUCGUGGACGACUCCAACAUUUGGAUUGAGGCACAAAAGUUCGCCGCCUCUGGCAAUGAAUACAUGCCCAAACUGGAGGACAGCGACAUUGACCUACGUCUUCGGAUCGAUAUUGGGAGGCUGGUCAGCACGCUUUGCAAAUCGCGCACACAAGGCCUCUCGUUCUUGUACGGGUCGCGGCCACCGCCCAACGAUUCCGUGUGGAAUGCGUUUAAGAACAGAUUCAAGUUCAAGACCAAGAUUUACAACCGGAACUCGCAAAACAAGGAAAAGGAAGUGGACAACUCGCUGGCCACGGACCUUGUCUAUGAAGCCACCAAACUCCACGUAGGCGCUCGCUACGACCCCAAGGUCCAGCAGAGGAAGGAGAGGACGGUGUUCAUCGUCAUCACGGGCGACCGCGACAUACUGCCGCCCGUCAGGAAGGUGUUGGACUCUGAUAUCCGGGUGGAGCUCUGGGGAUGGAAGAACGGCAUCGCCAAGGAGUACUACAAUGAGCAGAACGACCGCCAGGGUCUGCUGACGAUCCACCACCUGGAUAAGGAGUUCAAUAACAUCUUCUUCACCAAUUUUAGAUCGACCCGCAAGGGCAACAAGGCGCAGCCCGUUGACCCCGCGCGAACCAUGGUGCUAUGUGGACUGGACGAGCCAGCUGCCGAGGAGCUCGACGAGGACUCUAUCGCCAAGGAGCUCCUUCAGUUGCGCCGCUUGUUCUACAUAAGUCCAGCCAAAUCCACAGCGGAGAUACUCGUGGAAUUUCCCAACGUCGUUCAAAUUGAGGACAUGAUCUUCAAGUCGCGGGAGCUGUUUGACGGCAUGCUGACGGUCAUAUCGUGGCCUGAAUACGCUCAGCGAUUCAACCGAAAGGCGCCCGAGGUGGUGGAAAGGAAGAACAUGUACAAGCCGCUGACGGACGGUCCCAGUCAGCCCGCCGCCAACGAUACGAAGCAAGUGGACAGCAAACCCGUUCAAAGGCAACCCGAGCCCCCUCGCAGCACAGGACCUCCGCAAAGGCACGCGCAAAGCACCAACGUGCCGGUCGCCAAUGAUGCUCCGGACAAAAGCGAUGGCUGGCAUACAGUGAGUCGAUCCGACCCAGCGAGGGACCAUCGUCGCGCCAUCCGCCAGACACAGCAAUGUCCCGACCGGAUCCGCUGCCGGAAGAGAGGCGAGUGCGGUUUCCAGCAUACCAGAGAGGAACGGGACUUGUUUCGCGACAAUCCGGAGCAGAACUUUGCGCUGUGGAAGACGAAGAGAUGCAAUGCGCCCUACUGCCAGCGCGGGAAGAGAUGCUGGUUUGCCCACACGCAGGCGGAAGGAUGGUGUCUGUCCUGUAAGCAUGGGGGGCAUUGCACUGACGAG